AUGUGCAGGUUUUUCUUGAUAUUUCAAAUUUCCUUGAGCACUAUAAUCGAGAAUAGGUAUUGUCAACUGCAAAGACACAUUCAAGCAUGUCAUUGUCCUCUUUCAGUAGUAGGGAAUCCAUCGACCAAAUUUAAGAUUCAUGCCACAGGCCAUGCUUUUUGAGACCACUACUCCUUCCACGUGUAAAUGAGCAAAUGAAAGUGGGAAAUAUGAGAAACAAAUGAAGAGCUUGACGUAACAACUUCAGGAGCCAAGCGGAUGAAAAGAAAAACUAGAAAACUUUUGACCAGGUCAGAGCUUAGUGUGCUCUUUGGAUUCCUAAAGAAAACCACGUGCUUUCUUGCAAAAGUGGUUCCACCUCUUAAAUGUUUCUGUUUUUCUUACUCUCUGUUUCCUAUGCAAACCCGGGGUCAUUCCCUGACUCAAAAAAAGCGUUACAAAGACUUACGCAAUCUGGUUCCUCAACAAGAACCCUGCUUGCAUUGGUUUAUCUUUCGUUCUCCCUUUCUGUCGAAGCUCCAUCCAAUUCCAUGGCAUCUACUUCAGGUUUUAACAAUGGGCGUCAGCCAGAGAACGAGAAUACAGAUACUUCUCAAGCAGCUCUAUCUGCUCCUGCUACUUAUUCAGUGGUAAGCCUAUUUUCAUCCUGCUUUGGUUGGUUUUCUCGUUUCUUUCCUACGCGUUUAGACCAGUCCAGUUAUGUGCUACCUACAUCCACCACUAUUAGUCAAUCACAGAAUGAGUUUACAAAUGCUUUACAAGGCAUGGCACUAUAUCCUUCUACCUCUGCCAUGAAAAAUCUACCCUACGUAUAUAUUAAUCAUCAUAGCCCCGAUGUCAAAGAAACGCUUGCAACCACUCUCUCUAAUACCCUAAAUAGAAUGGGAUUAAGGGUUUUUUUCGAUUCAGAAGAGUUUGAAUUCGGGGAUUCCUUGCCUAAAGAAAUAGAAGAAGCAAUCCGCAGUGCUUCGCUUCAUCUAGCUAUAUUUUCCAAGAAUUAUGCCCAAUCCCCUCGGUGUUUGGCAGAGCUUUCUCUUAUGCUGAAAACUGUCACCCAAAUUGUACCUGUUUUCUACCAUAUUCAACCUGACGAAGUCCGAUAUGCAAAAGGAGUCUUUGCCAAUGCAUUUUCCCUGCACAAAAAGGAGCCUAGAUACACAGAAAAGAUUCAGGAGUGGAAGACUGCUCUCUACAGUGUUUCCUUUAAUAUCGGUCACAUUGUUAAUACCGACGAUGAUGAGGUGGAUCUGCUCAAGAAGAUUGUUAAUUCUGUUUCUAAAGUAAUGAAAAAUUUGCCAUUUGCGGUUGCCCAACAUCCAAUCGGUUUAGAUGAAGCUGUAAAUGACUUCGAAGUGACGAUUCAAUCUGCAGAACACCAUCACCCUGUGCAUAUUGUGGGAUUAUGGGGUAUGGGUGGCUCUGGCAAGACCACUCUUGCUAAACAAUUUUAUAACAACAAAUACAAAACUAUGGAAAAAUCUAGUUUUGUAUUUGAUGUUAGAGAUGCUGCUAAGAGAAGUGUAUUGCAUACUAAGCAGAAAGAACUACUGGAGGCCCUUGGUCUCAAAGAUGUACGAGUGGACACUAUAGAAGCGGGGAAGGGUAAGAUUGCUAGCCGAUUGAAAUCUGUUCGAGUAUUGCUUGUAUUGGAUGAUGUGGAUGAUGUGGAACAAUUGGAUGCACUAUUGCCUGACAGGGACAGUCUUGGAAGAGGUAGUUUGAUUAUUGUCACUACAAGGGAACUGGAAGUACUUAGAUCUUGGGGCAUUUCCACGGUUUAUAAGAUGAAGAUACUGGAUCCACAUCAUGCUGAACAACUUUUUUGUUGGCAUGCUUACUUGCAGCCCUCACCACUUCAAGGGUUUCAGUCUUUAGUUAAAGAUUUCUUAAAUGUUUGCGGUGGACUACCAUUGUCUCUGACAGUUUUUGGGGCACAAUUAUAUGGCAACUCCAGCAAAGAUUAUUGGAAGCAACAACUGGAGAUCUCCACAAUACUUCCUGGAGAUAUCAAAGAAAGCUUAAAAGUAAGCUUUGAUUCUUUAGAUGAUGAAGAGAAGGAAAUAUUCUUGGAUAUUGCAUGUUUCUUUAUUGGAGAGGAGAAAAGUAUGAUCCUUAAUGUUUGGGAUGGAUCAAGAUGGAAUGGUCUACACAGUUGGGAAAAACUUUUCAAUAAAUGUCUUGUUGAACUUGAUGAUGGUGAGCGCAUAAGAAUGCAUAAUCAUUUAAGAGAUUUAGGAAGAGAAAUUGCAAAUCAACAGUCACCAUACCGCAUUUGGUUUCCAUAUCAAGUUAUUGAAGUCUAUAAUGAAGCACAGAGAAUUCGCAUUCGGGGAAUGGCGUCUACAACAACUAGAUCCAGAAUUGGGUUUGAGGAGUCUCCACAAUGCUCGUCAGGCGGGAUGAUCAUGGUUAACACAAACAGAGGACUUCGUGUGCUCACCCCAUCUUUUCUUGGAUUAAAAAUUUUUCAGGUGAAAGGAAGUUUAUAUAAUGAAAUAAUUGGUGAUAUAUCAAGAGAGUUGCUAUGGCUUCGGUGCAUUGACUUUGGGCAGAGAAAUCUUCUCUCGUUCAGUUCAAUGGAAAAUUUGAGGGUUUUAGAACUGCAUGAAAGAGAUGAUAGUCAAUUAGAAGAACUAUGGAAGGAUGCUCCUGUGCAGUUAAGAGGGUUAAUUAUUUCUGGUUGUCAUAAUUUUCAGAGAUUUCCAAAUUCAAUAGGUUGUCUGAGUCAUUUGAAAAAAUUAGUGGUUAGUAAUGCAAGUUUUCUGAGGGAUCUGCCAACAGAAUUUUGCCUUCUACGAUCGUUGGAGCAACUGGAAUUAAUUUGGUGUGUUGAGCUAUCAUCACUACCCAGCAGUUUCGGCAAUUUGAAAAGCCUGCAGCAUCUAAGUUUAGAGGGUUGUCAGAAAUUGAGGUCGUUGCCAGACUCUUUUAAGGAGUUGAUAUUCCUGCAACAUUUGAACCUAAAGGAGUGUGAAAAUCUCGCCUUAGGGUCAGACAUUCUGGAAGAAAUCACAAAGCUCGAGUAUGUGAACCUUUCUGGGUGCAAGCAAUUGGAAAUGUUGCCUUCCGAUAUCACAAAUCAGGAAUCAUUGAAAGAGCUCGACUUACGUGGUUGCAGGAGGUUAAGGGAGGUGCCAAUGAACAUUGGUCAACUGAGCAAGUUGCGAAUAAUGAACAUAGGGAGUGAGCUGUUGACAAGAUUACCGAACUCUCUUGGAGAUUUGUCAUCUUUGACUGAUCUUCGGAUAGAAACCUGCCCCAAGCUGGAGAGUUUACCGGACUCUGUAGGUCGUCUUAAUCUAUUAAAGCAUUUCUCCAUUGCCUCUUCAGGAGUGAAAUCAUUACCAAAAUCAAUUAGGCAACUGAAUAAUCUUCAGACACUGGCUAUAGAAAAAUGCCCAACGAGUAUAUUGAAUCUCAGGAGGGGGUUGUUUGCUUUUUCGUUGUGCAACCUUACGUGGAUGUCGCUACCGGCAAUAGAAGUUUCCAACAUUUCUAUAUCUCCAGAUUGUUGUCCCGUUCUUGAGACUCUUCGAAUCAGAAAUAUUGACAAUCUCAGGGAGAUAGAAGUUCUACCAACUACAGUGAAGGACUUAGAAUUGAUGGGGUGUAAAAAAUUGAGGAACAUUAGGGGUAUAGUUGGUCUGGUAAACAUUCGAAAGUUGAAAAUAGAAAGAUGCCCUGAGUUGGAUGCGCUUCCCAAUUUUGCACAAUCAGCUUCUCUCCAAGAAUUUGUUCUCGUAGGUUGCUACGGAGUAAAGAAAAUAAAAGGUCUAGAAUAUUGCAAAGCAUUAGAGGAGUUGAGAGCAGAUACCAGGUGGGAGAUGCAGGGUAUAGAGAAUUUAGAGAGGCUGGAAAGAUUGAGAAGUGUCAAAUUCAGAGCAAACAGGAGGUCGGGUGUUGAAGGCUGCAUUCAAAGUAUUCAGAAAUGGCCUGGAGAAAUAUUAGUAUGUACGCGGGCAGUCGGUGAUGCUGCCUCACUUGUAAGCUCCUUCGACUUUUCAACUCUCUCUCUUGUUGAUUCCUUCGCUAACCAGGAAAUUUCCUCCAAACCAAAACUGGAGCAGAAGCAAUUGCCCAAUGUUGACGCCGUUAUUGUAUGUUUUAUUAUAAGUUGUAUGACUCCACGUAUGCAAUUGCGAAUAUCUGCCAUGAAUGAUGAAGUAUUUUCAACCGAAGUGGAGGAGGGUACAUGGUUCUGGACAGGUCUCUUCACACAGUGUUCCAGGUCUCAGGCAGCAGGGGAGUACACGAUAGAGAGAUAUUCAGGCGAAGGGGACGUGAAAAAAGGAUUGCUUGUGAUUGGAGAAGAGCAGAGACUUGUGGAGACUUUUCGGAGUUUAUGGGCACUUUUAGCAUAUUGAUAUAUCAGAAAAGAAAAUUGAAUAUAUUUUAUUCAUCAUUCCUAUUCUUCUUUUGUAGUUUAUUUAAACUGUUGUAUGUCUUCCACUCUCGUAAGUGUAACCAUCUCUAUAUGGUAAAGUCCGCCACAACAAGCGUUAAAGAGUUCUGUAUGUUUUGUAUUAUGAA
Molecule: messenger RNA, 4530 nt
Organism: Cryptomeria japonica (Japanese cedar)
Lineage: Eukaryota; Viridiplantae; Streptophyta; Pinopsida; Cupressales; Cupressaceae
Product: disease resistance protein RPV1
Exons: 6
Coding region: 366-4364 (1332 amino acids)
Biological process (GO): defense response; signal transduction
Molecular function (GO): ADP binding
Source: RefSeq, a predicted model, not a curated record